This is a messenger RNA of Chelonoidis abingdonii (Abingdon island giant tortoise), 7154 nucleotides long. It is a transcript of the gene PLXNC1, whose product is annotated as plexin C1. Gene Ontology annotation, biological process: regulation of cell shape; regulation of cell migration; negative regulation of cell adhesion. Gene Ontology annotation, cellular component: semaphorin receptor complex; plasma membrane. The record is from RefSeq and is a predicted model, not a curated record. Gene Ontology annotation, molecular function: protein binding; semaphorin receptor activity. NCBI's taxonomy places the organism in Eukaryota, Metazoa, Chordata, Testudines, Testudinidae.
GUUGCACACUCAGGCCACCAAAAAAUGUGUUGUGAGAUCCCCGAUGGGUCUCUACAAUAAAGAUGAGAUGGUUAGAGAAAGUCACACUCUCUACUUGCCAGGGCUACAGUCCCAUCUAUGCUGGAAAAUCAACUGUGUGGGGGUCUCCUUGUUCCAAUAUUCCCCCCGCCCCCAAGAGGUUUAAAACCUGUGUCAGCCUGGCAGUCCAAAUUAGGGUGACCAGGUGUCCCGAUAUUGUCAAGACCAUCCUGAUAUUAGUCUCUUUGUUUUAUAUAUGCAACUAUACCCCCUUUCCCUCCACCUCCCGCCCCAAACUCCCCAUUUUCCACCCUUACUAUCUGGUCACCCUAGUCUAAGUGGGCCCCAGACAUGCUCUGGUGGCACCUGCAAGGUGCCUGCCAAAGGCUGCAUGUUGCACAGGGGUGCUUUGUGCCCAUCUAGGCUGAGAGGCUGUUGGAUGUUUCACUCACAGCAGCAGCCCAGCGCUGGUUUUGCAGUGCACCCAGGAACAAAGCUGGGCAGAUGGCGUUGCAGCCUCAGCCCGCUGGAUCCUGGAGGGCGCAGGGCGUGGGGUGGCUGGGGAAGGAAACUUGCGCAACAGCAAAGUGCAAGAGCAAGUAUAAGGCCCAAACCCCCACCCAGGAGCCUAGCCCAGCCCAGCCUCCCAGAGAGGAACUUCCCAUCGCCGCAGCCAGACGGAGGAAGCCGGGGCUGAACAACACAGCGUCUCUCCCGCCCCGCAGCACAGCAUGGGGCACCUCCUGCCGCCAGGCAGCUAGAGCAGCCGCGGAGCCGAUCGAGAAGCUGGCCGUGUCCAUGGGGCAGUGCAGGAGGAAGGACCCCCGGCGCCCCGGCUCCGCCGCGCCCCCGCUGCCCUGGGCGCUGCUGAUCGCCCUGGUUGGGGCCGCGGUCGUCGUGUGUCAGCCGCGAUUCACCCUGCCCGUGCGCAUCGACAACAUCGCGGCGAGCGGGGACAGCCUCCUGCUGGCGGGCGGCAACUGCCUCUACAAGCUGCACCCGUCUCUGGCCCGGCAGCUCUCCGCGCGGCUGCACCUGGCGCACCCGGGGGCGCACGACUGCGCGCAGCCGGCGGGCACCCACAACAAGCUGCUGCUGCCCGACCUAGAAGGCGGCCGCCUGCUCACCGGCUGGACCCUGCACGGCGGCAGUUGCCAGGUGCGGCUCCUGGGCAACCUGACGGCGCUGUUGAACGAGAGCGAGGUGGUGAGCUGCCUGCCGCAGGGCUCCACCACCGGGGUGCUCUUCGCGCCGCCUCGCGGCCCCCGCUUGCUGGCGCUGGCCACCACCUACUGGCUGAACAAGACGCCUCCUGCGUGCGGUCCCUCGGCCUCCGACGCCGAGACGGUGCUCACCAUGCGCAGCCUGUCGGACCUGCGCCUGACCAAGGGGGAUUCAGCGACGCUGAAGCGCGCCGGAGUGAACCCGCUGCACUUCGUGGACGCCUUCCUGUGGGGCGAGCACCUCUUCUUCCCCUACUACCCCUUAACCCCGGAGGGCCACCAGGCGGCGGAGCUGCCCAGCGUGGCCGUGCUGAAGUCCACGGUGGCCAUCCCAAAUCUCGUCGGCGAGCUGCGCCUGGACUGCGGAGCCCGCAGCACCCUCCUCUCCUCCAGCCUCCUGGAGCAGGCAGGCCUGUGGGCCGCGGUCUUCAGCGCCGGGCCUGGCGAGAGGCGCUGGGACUCCAGCGCGCUCUGCAUCUUCGACACGCGGGACAUGAAGCAGGUGGCCGGGCAGUGGAAGGACACAGGCAAUUGCAGCUUGUUAGACGAAAUCAAUAAAAAUCGCCAUUGCCAAAAACUGUUAUCACCGGUCAAAAAGUCACCCACCUUGAUUCACUCUGAUUUAUCAGCUGUUUAUGCUACUAUAGUUUUGAACAAGACAGUUUUGUUUCUGGGAACAAAAGAUGGACAGUUACUGAAGGUUAUUCUUAACAACAAUAUGGAACCAAACUGUCCAGAGAUUUUGUAUGAAAUUGAAGAAGAAUCUUCUGUUUUUCCCAAACUUGUACUUGACCCAGUGGAUAGUGACUACAUAUAUCUGUCAUUUGCUAACGAGGUGAGAAGAAUACAGGUUGCAAACUGCAAUAAAUAUGAUUCCUGUAAAGAAUGUUUAUCUGCAAAGGAUCCACACUGUGGAUGGUGUUAUUUAAGCAAAAGGUGCACUUUAAAAGGAAAUUGUUCACAUUCAGAUGACUCAAGGGACUGGGUUAACAUUUUACAUGAAGCUGAUAAAUGCCAUACAAUCCAGAUACAAUUCAUUGGUAAAAAUGAGAUUGUUGUGACUGCAGUUGGAGAUGUUUCAGCAGUCUCCAAAGGACACUUUGUUUGUAUUGUGAAAGAUACAAAAAUCAACCAAGUACUUUGUAAAAAAGAAGAGCCACAAAUCAUGACCUGUUCUUGCAAUCUAAAUAAUGCAGCAUUAAUCAACAGGGAUAUUUCAGCUGUUGAAGUGACACUCAUCGUUGAUUCUUGGAAUUUGUCAGAAACAUUUCAGUUGAAAAAUUGCUCAAGAUGUAUCAGCACUGGUGUUUGUGCCUUCUGUGAAAUAAAGCGUAUCUCUCCCUUUGUUGCCUGCAAUCCUGAUGAUUCUGGGCAAGUUCAGGAUGAUUGUCAGCCGAUUGACAAACAAGGGGAUGUGCCAGCCACUACUGCUUCCCAAAUGAAAGCUACUACACAGAUGUCAGAGCCUAUCUGCAAUAUUUCCAUAGAACCUUCAUGGAUAUCAGUGUUAGGUAAAAGAGACGUAAUAAUCAAAGGAGCAAACUUUACAGAAGCAUCAAACAUUACAGUGGUGUUGACUGGAACCAGUAGCUGCAAACAAGACAACAUACAAGUCAGCAAGGUGUUAAAUGACACACACGUGAGAUUCUCUCUCCCACCUAGACGCAAAGAGGCCAAGAGUGUAUGCAUAAAGGCCAAUGGGCGUAAGUGUUCACCACCAAUCACAGUAUAUUAUGUCUCUGAGCCAUCAUGUACAAAAAUGGAGCCAAACAUCACUUGGGCCAGUGGCGGUCGCAAAAUAACCCUCUUUGGGAGAAAUUUUAAUGUGACAGACAGUGUCAUUAUUUCAGAUGACGAGAGAUUAAAAUUUACUGUCUCUGGAUGUCCUGGAAGUACUUCUCCAUGUAGUUUCCUAACACCAGAUGUUAGCCUUUCAAAAGGGUGUAAAAUUGUUAAUGUGUCACUAAAAGUGGAAAAUGUCCUUAUACCUUGUAUUAAAUUACAAUAUUGUCCUGACCCUAUAUUUAUUGACUAUCAACUGCAUACUGAGAUGGACCCACAUCUGGAAUUAAAAUUAUAUAAAAAAAAUGACAUCUUAGAUAUUUCUGAAAAUGAGAUUGGCGUUACUCUCACUCACACGAUGAAUGAUAUACAUUUGGAACCUAUAAUCUUCAGCGUUCAAAAUAUUACCAAAACCCCAGAUCAUACUACUAUACUGUGCAAAGUCAAAAGAAAAAAACCAGGCAAGAUUGAGUUAUCCACUGUGAAAGUUUGGGUCACAUUAGGAAACUUUUCACAGGAAGUUCAAAAGAAAUCAUCGCACAAGUAUUUGUAUGUUCUGACUUUGCUCCCUAUCUUAUUACUGGGUGUAAUUGUUGUGGCAAUAAUAGUAACUAAGUACAAAUCCAAACAGUUAACCCGUAAACUGAGUCAACAAAUUGAACUGUUAGAAUGUGAAAUUCGGAAAAAAAUACGUGAUGGAUUUGCAGAGCUACAGAUGGAUCAAUUAGAUGUGGUGGAUAGUUUUGGAACUGUUCCCUUCCUCGACUACAAACAUUUUGCUCUUAGAACUUUCUUCCCAGAGUCAAGCGGCUUUGCAUCCAUUUUCAUUGAAGACAUGCACACUAAUGUGUCACGGAGCAGAGACCCCAGGCAAAAGGAUGAAAGCCUCACCAUGUUGCAUGCUUUAAUUUGUAACAAGGAUUUUCUUGUUACUUUCAUUCACACCCUUGAAAAACAGAAAAAUUUCUCUGUGAAAGACAGGUGCUUGUUGGCAUCCUUCUUGACUAUUGCACUACAAAGUAAACUAGUCUACCUAACCCAUAUUCUAGAAGUCUUGACCAGGGACUUGAUGGAGCAGUCUAGCAAUACGCAACCUAAGCUCAUGCUAAGGCGCACAGAAUCUGUCGUAGAAAAAUUGCUGACAAAUUGGAUGUCUGUUUGCCUUUCUGGUUUUCUUCGGGAGACAGUUGGAGAACCAUUCUAUAAGCUUGUGACUGCCCUCAACCAGAGGAUAAACAAAGGGCCGGUAGACGUAAUAACUUGCAAAGCCCUGUAUACACUAAAUGAAGACUGGCUUCUGUGGCAAGUGACUGAAUUCAAACCAGUGGCACUGAAUGUCUUCUUUGAAAAAAUCCCAGAAGAUGAGUGUGCAGAUACCUGUCUUGAUAUCGAAGCUAAUGUUCUGGAUUGCGAUACCAUAGAGCAAGCCAAAGAGAAGAUCUUUCAAGCAUUUCUAAACAAGAAUGGCUCCCUUUAUGGUCUUCAGCUCAGAGAAAUUGGUCUUGAACUUCAGUCUGGUGCACAGCAAAAAGAACUGUUAGAUAUAGAUGGUUCCUCUGUAAUUCUGGAAGAUGGGAUAACAAAGCUAAACACCAUAGGUCACUAUGAGAUUUCAAAUGGAGCAACUAUAAAAGUCUUUAAAAAGAAAACUAAUUUCACAUCAGAUGUGGAAUACUCUAACAAACACUGUCAUUUGAUUUUACCUGACUCUCAAGAACCACAGGGAGCAAUGCACAAAGGAAAGCAAAAAUUUGAAGUGAAAGAAAUGUAUCUGACAAAGCUGCUGUCUACCAAGGUUGCAAUUCAUUUAGUUGUUGAAAACCUCUUCAAAAGCAUUUGGAGUUUACCCAACAAUAAAGCCCCAGUUGCCAUCAAAUACUUUUUUGACUUUUUGGAUGCUCAGGCUGAAAGUAAAAAAAUUACAGAUCCUGAUGUGGUCCACAUAUGGAAAACCAACAGUCUUCCUCUUCGCUUCUGGGUGAAUAUAUUGAAGAACCCUCAGUUUGUCUUUGAUAUUAAGAAGACACCACAUAUAGAUGGCUGUUUAUCAGUAAUUGCACAAGCUUUCAUGGAUGCCUUUUCUCUAACAGAACAGCAGCUGGGAAAGGAUGCACCAACAAAUAAACUUCUCUAUGCUAAGGAUAUUCCACUCUACAAGGAGGAGGUGAAAGCUUACUAUAAAGCAAUCAGGGAUUUGCCUCUAUUGCCCUCAGAAGUAGAAGAAUUUUUAACUCAGGAAUCUAAGAAACAUGAAAAUGAAUUGAACGAGGACGUGGCCUUGACUGAAAUCUGCAAAUACAUAGCAAAAUAUUAUGAUGAAAUUGAAAGUAAAUUACAGAGAGAACGGGGGCUAGAAGAUGCCCAGAAAGAUCUCCGGCAUAUAAAAGCCUUAUUUGAUGAAAAGAAAAAAUGCAAGUGGAUGUGAACAGAGCAUGCGGGCCCAAGACCGUGAUUUUUAAACUAGAGGUGCUGGUACCAAACUAGUGUUUAUGUGUCUUUUUUUUUUACCAUUUGGAUAUUGUUCUCCAUUCUGACCAUUUAAAGUAUUUUAAGUGUAGGGCAUAAUCAACAGGCACGCAUACAGGGCUAGACUUUCAAAUGUGGGCAUGUAAAAGUGCAUGUGAGCCUUGUACUCAUGCAUUAAGCCUGUUUAGUAUUAUACGUGCAUUUGUGUGCCCAGACCCUCCAGUUUGAAAGUCUGCCCCCGCGUAGUUCAACAUGAAAUAAACAUGCAGAAACCAAUGUAAGUUAGAGAAACUUUCACCUAAGCAUGUUUUUUGUAGGUCACUACCACCUUAUUAACAGAGAAUAGUGCUAAUUGGUCAUACACCCUGACACCUCAUUGGGUUUAGUGUGGCCUUAAAUACUAUUUUAAGGACAAUUCCCCUCCCUUGUUUCCCCUUAAACACAAAAAUGUGCUAGUUUUGUUUGAAAACAAUAGAAGAAUUGCACUUAUGCCCAGGUAACUCAGUAUUAGCAGAAAAGCUGGUGGAGAGGCUCCAGGGCUAGAUGUGAGGAGCCAUUUUUUUUAACUCAAGGUACACUGAUUCUUGUGUUAGAAAUUCUCAGUGUGAAAGAAUCCAAAGGUGUGUAGAACAUUAGGUUGCUGGUGCAAUCAACUGUUCCAAGGACAUUUUCCAUAGUUUACAUUGCUUACAAUUUUUUAAUAAGAUUUGAGAGUAUCAAGACACUCUUGAACACAUUUAUGUUUUGAUGAUGGUAUAUAAAUACACUGCAUCCAAACAUUCCAAUUAUUUCACUAAAUCAAAUGGGGGUUGUUUUUUUGGGGUGAUAAAAGAUUUACUUAGUGGCUGUGUAGAUUAGUAUGGAUGAGGGGACUCUAGUUUUCACUGUGGCUACUAGUUUCUCAAAUGUAUAAAGCUAGCAGUUUGCCUGAGAGCACAAGUGAAGUGUUCUGUUGGAAGUUUAGGAUUAUUCUAAGAAAUUGCAAAAAAGCAAAAGUCGGUCAUAGUUGCUGAUGUUUUUACUGCUGUGGAUAUGGUGUUACUUUUUGAUACAUACAGUACACCUGGGCUUUGCUGGAGAGAUCCGUGCCUGACGGCCUUAAACUCCUAUUGGCCUUCAGAUUUAGCUCAGGACUCAUGUAUAUUACAAGUAUCAGAGGGGUAGCCGUGUUAGUCUGGAUCUGUAAAAGCAGCAAAGAGUCCUGUGGCACCUUAUAUACUACUUUGCUGCACGUAUAUUACAGUAAUAACUGAGUCAGGGAUCCCAAAUACAAUGAACUUCCAUUUUGGAGCAUGCAGAGCUUUAGCCUAUGGCAUAUGAGUAGGGUCCUGUCUAUGCUGUACGGUGCAACUCUUUUGUAGCUACAUUCUCUGACCCAGUUGCAACUGUUGUACAGCUGGGCUCGCUAAGGAUAAAGCCGCCUACUAGGUUUGGUGUGCAGUUAAAGGAUCUCUCUCCUUUCACAGCAAAACACAAAAGGGAAACAGUUACUUAGGAAGCCCUGCACUGAACUUGAGUCAUCAACCACUUGCAGGAAGAGAUGUAGAUAAGGGGGAAAAGACUGGUGUAGUAACUUCCUGAAGGAGGAAGCAUGGUCCUUGAGCUGCUUCGAACUCCUGGGGCUCUGAACAGCCAUGCACAUGAACAGCAAGCACCUUCACAUGA